Messenger RNA from Acaromyces ingoldii, 1053 nucleotides. Its product is annotated as putative vacuolar ATP synthase subunit E. The record is from RefSeq and is a predicted model, not a curated record. Gene Ontology annotation, biological process: proton transmembrane transport. Gene Ontology annotation, molecular function: proton-transporting ATPase activity, rotational mechanism. The transcript has 5 exons. Lineage: Eukaryota; Fungi; Basidiomycota; Exobasidiomycetes; Exobasidiales; Cryptobasidiaceae. The coding region runs from base 104 to 784 and encodes 226 amino acids. Gene Ontology annotation, cellular component: proton-transporting two-sector ATPase complex, catalytic domain.
CCUGGAAUUACCAUCUCGAAUCACCAAGCGAAUCUAAUCGGCUCCUCGGUGUAGCAGCAGAACAAACAAGUGCUACUCCUCACUCGACCACGGACAGCCCACAAUGUCGCGGCCUAUGAACGAUGACGAGGUGCUGACAGAGAUGAAGAAGAUGGUGGCCUUCAUCAAGCAGGAGGCCAUGGAGAAGGCGCGCGAGAUCCAGGUCAAGGCCGACGAGGAGUUCGCCAUUGAGAAGGCAAAGAUUGUUCGUCAGGAGGCACAGAACAUCGAGGCGACGUACGAGAAGAAGAAGAAGCAGGCGAGCGUCGCCCAGAAGAUCGAACAAUCGAACCAGACGAACAAGUCUCGGUUGCGGGUCCUGCAGACGCGCGAGCAGCACCUCGAUUCGCUUUUCGAUGGCGCCCGCCAGCGCCUGACGGACCUGACAAAGGACCAGGCAAAGUACGGCGAGCUGCUCAAGAGCCUCAUCGUUCAAGGACUGCUCCAGCUCAUGGAGGAGAAGGUCGUGGUCACGGCACGGUCCAGCGACGUGGAGCUCGUCAAGAAGGCGGCAGGCGAGGCAGAGGCUGCAUACAAGGAUAAGAGCGGGCGCUCAACAAAGAUCGAGGUCAAGGAAGGCCUUCAGAAGGACUGCCACGGCGGUGUCAUCCUGACGGGCCAUGGAGGACGGAUCAACAUCAACCAGACACUGGACGAGCGCCUUCGCCUGCUCGAAGACCGCAUGCUGCCCGAAAUCCGAAUGGACCUCUUUGGUCCGAACGAGAACCGAAAGUUCUACACCUGAUACACAGGCCCUCUUCUAUCAUCGGAUUGCUCGUAUGGUAUUUCUCGGACUAAGGCUUCUUCAACAGCGAAUUGAUCUCCUGAACAAUCUCUGCCGCCAGCCGGGCAUUCUCCGCCUCAAAGUCGUACCUCUUCUGAUCAUUCUCCCUGGCCACGAUGAGUUUGAAGUUGCUCGCGAUCCGGCUUUGCUGCUUGCACGACACGACUGCCCCGAUGGGAAAGCUGGCCGUGGCGCUGUGCGUGUUGUAGAAUGCGCGGGUAUCCGUGGGA